AUGAAAGGCAUAUAUCCUAUUGUGUUUUUGUGUUCGAUCUUCGUAUUUAAGGAUGGUGAAGCCACGGAAGAUUAUCUUAAGUCUUAUUCGGAUCUCAUGAGGUCCUAUAUGAACCUCAGUGUAGAUCCCUGUGAUGACUUUUACGAGUAUGCCUGCGGAAACUAUCGAAAUGUGAAGCAGGACCGGUUCUCCUUAGGUGGCCGGUUCAAUUUUGACGAUAUACGUUACACAUUGGCUGACAUCACAGGUGAACUGGUGGGCAGGAUGGAUCUGGCGGAAACUCUCAAUGUGACCACUGAGUUGGAGGUGGCUCAGGGAUUCUACAACGCCUGUCUGGAAGCUAAUCUCUAUCCAUUCCCUGCAAACGAUCCCGCUUAUCUAAGGCUCAUCCGGUCGAUCGGAGGUUUUCCCGCCGUCGACGGGGCCGCUUGGGAUGCCUCCAACUUUAGCUGGUUCAACAUGAGCGCCCACCUGACUAAUUACGGCGCAAAAGGGCUGAUCAGCGAGGAGCUUCUAGCGAUAUAUCCCUUUACUCCGUACAUAAGUAAACGGCCACAGCUGGGCUUUGACACCAUCGUUCUAACUGACAACAUCGCAAGUAAUACUUCUCGCACCUACAAACUCAACGAGGAGCGCAUGCGCGGAUACCUUAGAUCCUUUGACCUACCAGAGGAUAAGAUUGCCGAUGUAAUCGACGGUAUUUUUGCCUUCUGGCGCGAGGCUCAAGAGGUUGCCGAUAAACCAAACAUUAUCUUCGACGAUAUCAAUUAUGUAGAUAUUGCCUGGAUUGAUCAAUAUGAUUUGGUUAUAAAAAAUCCGUACUUUGAAAAAUUAGACAAAGUUUGUGCCCGGCACACUGAAGCGGUGGCCAAUUAUCUGGCCCUGCAGUUGCUCUUUACAUUUGACGCCAAACUCGAGGCGACCAAGUACCAAAAUGACUACUGCAAAUUAGAGCUGCAGACCUCCAUGUCUUUCCUCUUCAACAAACUCUAUAUGGCAGAGUAUUUCACUGACGAAAAAAUGUUGGAGGUUGCUAAAAUGGUUGAGGAACUGCAAAAAAGUGUUAGAUUGGAUAGCGACGAUCUGUGUCCCAACCUUAAUUACGACAUCGGCUCCGCUGAGGAUGAAUUACUUACCGACCGCCUAAUCCGGGAGAUUCGUCGGCUGGAAGUAGUCAAAGAUAGCUACGCGGCGACUAAUAUAAAUCAUCAUCGCCUAAGGGUCGAUAUCGACCGCUUCAACAGACGCCACGUUCAGGAAUUGUCCAAUGCCACAAAAUCACAAAUUUUUCUGCUGGGGAUGCAGGUGCAAGCUUAUUAUUUUCGCCACUCUGUUAGCAUCUUCGCUGGCCUUCUGCAUCCACCCGUUUACCACCAAUCUUGGCCGCUCUCUUUGAAAUUUGGCACCCUAGGCAAUGUCAUCGGCCACGAGAUCACGCACAGUUUUUAUUUUUUCACAGAUUCAUUGUUGAUGUUUUGUUGGAAACAAACAAACACAAAAUGCUUUGUGGAUCACUACAGUAAUUACCUGAUUCCGGAGAUUGGUCGUCAUAUCGAUGGCGAAAGGACAGUGCAUGAGAACAUCGCCGACAACGGUGGAUUGCAAUACGCAAUGGCGGCCUACCGCAGCCACAUGAAACUUCUAGAGGAUCGUGGGCAGGAAAAGAUCAGCGAGCAGAUGCCAGGACUCGACCUGUUGCCGGAGCAGCUCUUCUUUCUGGGCUUCGCUCAGCUAUUCUGUUCCGAUUACAAAAAGGAGCAAUACUGGGAUCGUCUGCAAGACACUCAUACCGUCGAAAAGUAUCGCGUUUUGGGAGCCUUGUCCAACAACGAGGACUUCUUCAAGGUCUUCAACUGCCCAGUGGGAAGUCGCAUGCGUCCUGAGGACAAAACUUGCCGCCUGUAAUAAUCUUUUC
This is a messenger RNA of Drosophila takahashii, 1915 nucleotides long. Its product is annotated as neprilysin-4-like. Gene Ontology annotation, biological process: proteolysis. Gene Ontology annotation, molecular function: metalloendopeptidase activity. NCBI's taxonomy places the organism in Eukaryota, Metazoa, Arthropoda, Insecta, Diptera, Drosophilidae. Gene Ontology annotation, cellular component: plasma membrane. The record is from RefSeq and is a predicted model, not a curated record.